AUGAACAAAAAUAACGGCUUUGCUGGACAGAUUAUAGCACCGAGCGAGCGGGAAAAUGUUGCAAACCAAAAGAAAAAUACAGGCAACUCUCUGAAAAAUGACAAUUUCGCACCAAAAAUAGAGCCAUCUUUUAAUGACAAACAUACGUCUACCGAAGACUUCGACGAUGUUUCCGAAAGAAAUGAAGUUUUGUUACACCAAGCGGCGGGAGAACACAUCACGCAAACGAAUAGCGCUCUCACAAAAGCUGAUCAAAAACAAGUCGAAAGCUCUAAUAGCAAAUCUUCAAAUGAUGAUUCCGUGUCUACUACACACAUGAAAGGUCCCGAAUUCGUAUACUGGAGCUCACAAACACCUGAAACUAUCAGCAUUCCAUUUGAAAGCGACUUCUUUGACCUUGAGAAUGAUAGUGGUGCUGAUUCAAAGCGAAAUGAUAUUUUUGACGCUGUCGUUGAUCAUCUGAAGAUAUUGGAGCAUGCGUUUUUCGGACUGACACACUUUAGCCAGGACGAGUACUUUUUCCUGGAAUUCCCGGAACAAUUGAGUGAGGUGGCACCGGAUAUGUGGCGACACGGGAUAACCACAACAUUUUGCUUAAACUUGCAAGUGAAAUUUUACGCUCCAGACAUUCGAAAUCUUCUGGACCCCUUAACCAGACAUCUGUUCUAUCUGCAGUUGAGAAGGGAUCUUGUGGAGGAUAAGUACGAUUGUUCCGAGGAACUCUCUCUAAUCCUCGCAUCACUCGCCCUCCAAGCAGAGUUUGGAGACCACCCAGGCAAAAACAUGACUGAAAAUGGCAGAUACUUCAAGCCUGAAAAUUACGUGGCCCAGAGCGUACUCUCCUACCUCGGGUCGGACAAAGUCGAGUCGGCUCUCAUAACCUUACACGAGGCCAACUCGGGUUUGAACAAAACCGAAGCCGAAGGCCGAAUGAUCAUGCAAUGCUGUAGAAUACUAGACUAUGGUCGACAUUUUCACAAAGUUGUCGAGAUACAAGGAUCGGAAAUAUUCCAAGUGGUUUUGGGAAUCUCGACUGUUGGCGUUGAUUGCUGGCGGCUUGACGACAACGAUGAAUUGUUCCGAGAGCUCGCAUACACUGUCGAGUGGUCCCAUAUUAAAAGCGUAUCUUUAUCUAAAACAAGUUUACUUAUUGAAACUUACAGCGUAGAUUAUCCUGUUUUGAAGUUUGCGACAGACUCGAUCAAAAAAGGAAAAUACUUGCUUCAACUCUGCUCCACGCAUUAUAAAUUCAACGAAGCUAUUGAUCAAAGUUUAAUGAACAAUGAAGAAAAGCCCAAGCAAUCAUACUCAAAAAUGGAAGAAAAUUUGCCGAGGAACUCAAGUAACCCCAAUUAUGCAAAGAACCAGAAUGAAACUACGCAGAGUAACCCUUCUGUGAAUGGCUUUUAAAGAAUACUGAACUUUGGCCCUGAUACUGUUGGAUAAAUUGGCCGUCGACAGAAACCAAACAGCACGAAGAAUGGGA
Symsagittifera roscoffensis is the source of this 1486-nucleotide messenger RNA. Its product is annotated as FERM and PDZ domain-containing protein 2-like. Lineage: Eukaryota; Metazoa; Xenacoelomorpha; Acoela; Convolutidae. The record is from RefSeq and is a predicted model, not a curated record. Gene Ontology annotation, cellular component: cytoskeleton. The transcript is spliced from 5 exons. Bases 1 to 1410 code for a protein of 469 amino acids.